Molecule: messenger RNA, 831 nt
Organism: Pelobates fuscus (common spadefoot toad)
Lineage: Eukaryota; Metazoa; Chordata; Amphibia; Anura; Pelobatidae
Gene: TMEM126A
Product: transmembrane protein 126A
Exons: 5
Coding region: 139-759 (206 amino acids)
Biological process (GO): mitochondrial respiratory chain complex I assembly
Cellular component (GO): mitochondrion
Source: RefSeq, a predicted model, not a curated record
CACCUGACCGAAGCAAGAUGGCGGCGCCCAUUGCCAUGCAGGAUUUGUGAAUCUCGCCCAGGGUCUUGCUGAGAGCUCCCGGCUGGGAACGGACCGCCAGUGUCUCUGUGGCUGUGACUGUGGAGCACGCAGUACAACAUGUCUGAAAAAGAUCCUUUGUCAAGAAAGAAAGACCAACAGAUGUUAAAAGUAGACAUUGAGGCAUUUUUAAUGGAACGGUUUAACCGCCUCCCUGAGAAUGACCGGAAGAUGUUUAUAUACGGAUCUGUCUUCCUUGGCAUAAAUGGGGCUUUUUCUGGACUGAUAGCCAACAGCUUAUUCCGGAACAUUCUGCACGUUACACAGGCCCGAUUUCUAUCAAGUCUACCAAUGGCUGUUCUUCCCUUUCUGACUACAGUGGCUACCUAUGGUGGCCUGGUAUCUAAGCCUCUGCUUCAGGGUGACCUGAAUUGUUCUCUGUGCACUAUGGUUAGAGGUGGGCUGAUCGGAUCUGUGACAGGCGCUCUAUAUCCAAUACUCUUGGCCUUACCUGUUAAUGGGGGACUAGCUGCACGGUAUCAGACUUCACCCCUGCCUACUGAGGGGAAUGUUAUUCGUUUCUGGACAACCAUUUCGAAGCCAGUGCUGAGAAAAAUGAGUUUUGUCUUAAUUCUCCAAGGCAUGUUCGGUCUGUAUAUCAGUUCACGACAUUUUGCAAUAUAUGAAAAAAUGCUUCGUCUUCCCGCAAUAGACAUGGAAGCUGACACAGUUCCGCAAUAAGUUGUUUUGUUGUUGCAUAUCAGUGAGUGUGCUUGACUGCAUUUAUUUUUAAUAAACAAUCAUAAAACAGUA